CAAUCCCCGUGGCAGAGAGGGCUUCACCCCCGCGGGGUUGAGGGACUACGAGGCCCGGGGACCGGGGUCGGGGGGGACGGCUCGGAGACCACGUGGGCUCAGGAGCUGGGUGGGUAGUGGGUCAGCCGGGCAGGCGGCGCCCACGUCGUCCCGGGAGCGGGAGCGGAGUCUGCGGAGCGGGAUCCCAAGACCUCCAGGGAGCAGGUGCUGGUUAGUUUGAGGGUCACUAGGGCGGGGUCUGGAGACCAAGUAAUCCUGGGGCCUGGGUUACGGGUUAGAGCGGUGAUCGGUCUGCCGGCGAGGUGCUGAGAGGGCAGAGUGCACGGGCCGACCCGGUGACCCCGUGCUGUGCUCCUCUAGCCAUGGGCGCGCAGCCCCCCAACUUCUCAUGGGUGAUCCCAGGCAGGCUGGCGGGGCUGGCGCUGCCGCGGCUCCCGGAGCACUAUCACUUCCUGCGGGAGCAUGGCGUGCGGCACUUGGUGUCUCUGACCGAACGCAAGCCCCCUCACAGCGACAGCUGCCCAGACCUUGUCCUGCACCACCUGCGCAUCCCUGACUUCUGCCCGCCGGGCCCAGAGCAGAUCGACCGCUUCGUGCAGAUCGUGGACGAGGCCAGCGCCCGCGGAGAGGCCGUGGGAGUGCACUGUGCCCUGGGCCUGGGCCGCACAGGCACCAUGCUGGCCUGCUACCUGGUGAAGGACCAGGGCCUGGCUGCAGGAGAUGCCAUCGCCGAAACUCGGCGCCUUCGACCUGGCUCCAUCGAGACCUACGAGCAGGAGAAGGCCGUCUUCCAGUUCUACCAGCGGACUAAGUAGGGACCUGAGCCCCCUCCCGGGCCGCAGUGCUCAGGUCAUGUUAAAUGAGGCCGGAGGCAGACUCAGACGCCGAGCCUUCCCGCUCCCAGCUGACCAAGGAGACCAAAGCCCCUCCGCCCCCAUGGGGUCCUGCUGCUGAAUAAAUCACUUAUGAGAGCAGUGCACAUUGCAGAGCACUUUACAGUGGCCAGCACACACCACACAGCUCCUUGGGCCCCCCCCCAGGAAUGCUGGGGCAUAGGCAAGACAGGGGUACACCUGGUUUUUUGGAGGAGCUGGCUGACACGCGAGAGGCGCAGACCGCACAUGCACCAUGCAGAGGAUGGGCUGAGCAUGUAUGUGUACCUGAUGACACCGGUGUGCUCUGGGAAGCUGCUCCGGGGAAGACGCACAUCCCUGUGUCCAGGGCUCUGGCGUACAGGGGCAAGAAGCCCUCUGGACAUAGCCCUUCAUCUAGACCACUAGCCUCAUGGUGGCCGCCUCAGGGCAGAGAAGCCUGAUGUGGCCAGACAGCCUCUUCCUCCAGCUCCCAAGGGCUGGGCACCUCAACUUGAAUGCCACCCGCCCUCUGCCCUGGCAGGCCAGCUGGAUGAGAUGGAAAUUCCCAAAACACUGAGCGCCAUGUGCCAGGCUCUGUUAGAUGCAAGACUAGCUCACUCAGGAAACACAGCUCAGCCCCCGGGGGGAGAGGGACACAGCGCAGCCACAUGUGAGCCCUGCCCCCAGCCUUCCAGACGCAGCGGGGACAAUGAGGCAGUUCCCUGUGGGCCACCUCUGUGGCCUAGGCCCCAGCAGGCAAAGCCGCUGCUCCUCCCUGCACCUUUCUCCUUCCACCUGUCACCCGCCUAGGUCGGUCCCCUCACUAGACAAGUAUGCUGGCCAGAGUCCUAUGUAUCAAAUUCAAGUCAUCAGUGCUCCCUUGGUCCCCACCCAGCCCACCCAGGUGAGGGCAUCUGCCAAAGAGGGGAGCUCACAAUUCCAGCAGAAGUGUAAAAAGUAGCAGGAAGAGAAAGCAUGCCAAGACCUCACCUCCUCCAGCGCCUACCCCCACCCGCAGUCGCUACCCGCCUCAACAGAGAAGCCGUUAUUUUUCUCCAUGCGAACCAGAGCCUCUCCCAAAGGGAUGUGUGAACAUGCGUGUGCACAUGUGUGAGCAUGCACAGGAAGAGCCGUGAAUGAACAGCUGAUCUCCUGGGCCCCUCCACUGCCAGGAUGGAAAGGUGGGAGACUGGGAGCUGCACCCCAGGUCAUGCCUCUGUUCCCAUAGAUGGAACAGCCAACCCUUGCACCUCGGCCCCCUCCCCAGCCCCCCCUACACUGCAGGAAAGGAAUCUUCCCUCCUUCCAAGGAGACAGAAAAUUUUUCUAGCCCCAUUAAAGCCCUAUGUGCAGCCUCCAUCCCAUAAUUUAAACAGGUCUCCUCUGCCUCAAGAGUUCCUUAGGGAAAUAAACAU
Messenger RNA from Condylura cristata (star-nosed mole), 2268 nucleotides. It is a transcript of the gene DUSP23, whose product is annotated as dual specificity phosphatase 23. Bases 363 to 815 code for a protein of 150 amino acids. Gene Ontology annotation, biological process: cilium assembly; protein dephosphorylation. The transcript is spliced from 2 exons. Gene Ontology annotation, molecular function: protein tyrosine/serine/threonine phosphatase activity. Lineage: Eukaryota; Metazoa; Chordata; Mammalia; Eulipotyphla; Talpidae. The record is from RefSeq and is a predicted model, not a curated record.